GAGAGGCGUGAGGGCCCGGGGUGAAGGAAGAGCACCUCCCGGGCACGACGCUGACUCAGCCCCCCCGAGGGGGCGGCCGAGGGAGGAUGCAAAGGAAGCCUCGCCCGCCACGGCGAACAGGCCAAUUGCAUGUGAGUCUUACACGUAUGGUGAGCCGCGCAAGAAACAAUCUUCUGUACGCGGUGAAUGGUAGAAGCGAAUCUCAUAUGAAACUUCAGAAUGAUUAAAAUCUGUUCAGGUUUCAGCAGUCAGAACGGCAGUAACAACAAAGGUGGUCAAGGCUUCAGGGACAGCGUAGUUGAAAAUGAAUGUUUUUAGCAGAAGUGGAAAAUAUAUUGCAUUUGCUGGAUAAUUAAGUGAGCUUUGGGUAAGGAAUGCUUAUGCAUAGGCACACGGCAGUCCAGUGCAUGGCUACUCAAAAGUAGGUCCCAUUGAGUUCAAUGAGGCUUCUAGGUAAAUGGAUGUAGGACCUACUGCAGACCAAAUACAGAUACAGGGGCAUUUGUGCGUUUCUCCUGUGAAGUGCCACAAGUAUGCAAAAGUACAUCCCCCAAGAAGUAUUUUAAGGUGCCGAAAUACUUUUGGUUAGGUUGCAAGACUAGAUGAGGCACUGGCCUAAUCCAGCAACCAGGUUCUUAAAGAGAUCUGUUGUGAUAGCAGAGCAUCAGUGCCUAGGAGCAGUCUACCUCUGAAAAAAGAUGAUCGGAAACAACAGCUAGUAAGUGCUUUUGCACUCAUGUGCUGCUUGUGGGCUUCGCCUCCAUUAUGGGCUGAGUGAGUGCCAUCUAUUUGGCCCCAGUCCCUUGCCCCAGAGGACUUCAGUGGGCCCUGCAGCCUACUAGGCAGAAAUGGAAGGGGGAGGGCACUUUGGGAGCUCCUUGGGGCUAUGAAGUGCAAUGUAAAUAUUCCAAAUAAAUGAAUAAAUAAAGCUGAGGUUCAUAUGGCUAGCUCAGAGACCCUCCUAGUGUAGCCUUUUUAGCCUCGGGUGAGAAGAGCUUUGCGCCCAGGACAGGGAAAAUGGGAGUCAACAGACACUCAAGGAAUAGUUUCAGAGAAAAAGCUUUAUUUUUACCUUCCAGGCUGGUAGAAGGAGCAAGUGUGAUAACUCACAAACAAGCACGAGUUCACAGCCAUUUGCACAGAGCAUAUAUUCCCCUUCAGUUCCCUCCCCUUUCUCCUCCUCCUCAAGAGUCCUGCCCCAUGUUGAGUUUCCUGAGCAUGAACAGAAAGCUCCUGUCUUGGGAAAGGAGGGUAAGAAGCCAAGGGGGUCGAGGAGCCUUGCGGUUCAGCAUGUCCAAGAUGUGUUGCUACUAGAGUGAGAUAAGAGUCAGUUCUCAGGCUUGCUUUGACAGAGCCUAUUCAUUAGCUUUUGAAGCCUUCUCGUACUGAUAAAAGAAUAACAUUUUGCCUUUGCAACAGCAUCUUGUGAGAAAACAGAGGAAAACUUUAGCUGUGGAUUUUUAGAAGAGAGAAAAUGAAUUUUGGAUAGUUUUUAGGCCUAGUGUGACUUCGGGUCUAGGUGGGGCACCUGUCCUCACCUCCUUCACUAGCAUAGGCCAACAGCAAGUGGAAGCUGCUAUCUGCCUGCUGUCUCUCCUACCAAUUUUCCAUGACAGGUUCUGUGGGAGAACAGAGCAUCUUAGAAUCAGGGGGCUGGUCAAGUCAAAGGGGUAGGCCACUGCCACCCACAAUCAAAAAGAGAUCCCUUCCUUGUUCUCCUUAGCUUUUCCAAAUGGGCCAUGUCCUCCUGCCAAGUGGUCCAGCCCCAAAUCUAAGCUCUGCCUCAGAGACUCUCCUCUAACUUCUCUGCCUUUGCUUGUCUUCUCCCUGCAAAGCUGUCCUCAGAUCAGGGGCAUCUUACCCAUAGAGGCUAGUGGUGCGGGGCGCCAGGCCUCUGCCUCAUCCCCGCCAGAGGAGCCGCCCUCCAGCUACUGCCCGCCUCCUCCAGCCCCGCCGGCAGUGGCGCCGGCGGGAGCUUUGUACCAUGGCACUGGAUAUGCUUAAGACAGCCCUGCCUCAGGUAAAACAGUCAAUCAUCAGGAGCAGAGUAGGGUUCCUCACAUUUGGGGCGGGCCUCACUGAGGAGGCCCCCAAACAGCAAAUUCAGAUGCUCUUCUACGUCCUGUUUUCAUCCAAGUGGGUCCAUGGAGAGCUGUGGAUAUGGCUAAGGGUAAAGGGACCCCUGACCAUUAGGUCCAGUCGUGGCCGACUCUGGGGUUGCAGCGCUCAUCUCGCUUUAUUGGCCGAGGGAGCCGGCAUACAGCUUCCGGGUCAUGUGGCCAGCAUAACUAAGCCGCUUCUGGUGAACCAGAGCAGUGCAUGGAAACACUGUUUACCUUCCCGCUGGAGCGAUACCUAUUUAUCUACUUGCACUGCAUUGCUUUCGAACUGCUAGGUUGGCAGGAGCAGGCACCGAGCAAUGGGAGCUCACCCCAUCGCAGGGAUUUGAACCGCCGACCUUCUGAUCAGCAAGUCCUAGGCUCUGUGGUUUAACCCACAGUGCCAUCCGCGUCCCUUUGUGGAUAUGGCUAAAGGUAAAGGGACCCCUGACCAUUAGGUCCAGUCGUGGCCGACUCUGGGGUUGUGGUGCUCAUCCUGUUUUAUUGGCCGAGGGAGCCGGCAUACAGCUUCCGGGUCAUGUGGCCAGCAUGACUAAGCCGCUUCUGGCGAACCAGAGCAGCACACAGAAACGCCGUGUACCUUCCCGCAGGAGCGGUACCUAUUUAUCUACUUGCACUUUGAUGUGCUUUCGAACUGCUAGGUUGGCAGGAGCUGGGACCGAGCAACGGGAGCUCACCGCAUCGUGGGGAUUCGAACCGCCAGCCUUCUGAUUGGCAAGUCCUUAGGUUCUGUGGUUUAGCCCACAGCGCCACCCACUUCCCUGUGGAUAUGGCUAGGUGUGUGUUAAUCUGGGCCCUGCUAGGCCUACACAUCCAUUGCACUCAGCAAUUGUUUUAUGUUUUAUGCAUGCGGUAGAGCUGCCAUGAUGGAUUAAUAUGGAUAUCAGUACGCCCUGCCUGUCUCUGUCCCUUUGUGCACAUUAUUCUUCUUGUUGUUGUUGCUUUAGGUAAUGGAGACAUUUUGCCAGUGCUUCACUCCAGCCAGGCAAAAGCACACGAGGAGGGUACAUAGCAGUGCCAGUGAGGGGUUUGGCCUGGGGAGAGCCUGAGGGCCUGAUAGCAAGACACCAGUGCUCUAUUGAAUGGCAGAUUCAAUUGGACGCAAUCCUGCUUGAUUUGGGGCUAUUGUUUUGGUGUUUUUCUGAGAUACACGUUUACAUGAUUGUGAUCAAGAAGAGCAGACAUACCGUACUAGAAGCUAAGCCCUUGAACUGUCAGUCAUGGCCUGUGGGAGUCUGGUGUGUGGUCUGAAAGGCUGACAGCCUCCACCUAUUCUCAUUUUGCUUCAUUCUAAGUUGGGCUAAACGUAAUUGUUUAACAGACAGAAAAUUUCAAUUUUUUUUUUACUAAAGCGGACAUCUGAGAUAUGCCAACAUCUGUGCAAUUGCAUUAGGUUCUCUGCAUGCAUGCACAUAUUAUUUUAGCUCUCCAUAUGCAGUCAAGUGGAAGUUCCCGGCCUCUUCAAAUCUUCCUAGCUGGAAGGUUUGGCCACUGGCCUAGAUGGAAGAUGGAAGACAAAGAACAAUUUGUGACAGUUUUUCUCACUAUCACCACCACUCUUCAGUAGUAUCGCUUUGUGGUUGUUAGUGGUCCCUGAAAGAUUAUCUAGCCAUACACUUCAGUGUUUACUUGUUAAUGCAAUUAAUUAAGCAAAUUUAUUGAAUCCUAAAUCAGGACAAAUAUGCCUUUUGUUACUGUGUGGACUUACUGCACAGGGUCAUUUUUUGUAACUAGACAAUACUCAGGUUCACCCAUAGGUGGACCUUAUGCAGAACUUGCAUCAUGUGUAUGUUGCAUAUUUUCUGAAUUUGUUUAUGUGUAUGUUGCAUGUUUUCUGUUUGGUUAAUGUCAGAAAUCCCAGCUCUGACGUUCUGUUGAUUCCAAACUAGUACAACAAACUGAUAAGUAUCCAGUGAAAGAUCUGGCCAAGGUAAAUUAAUUGCACUAGAAAUAUUGAUUUAAACCUAUUUGCUUUCCUUAGCCCAGAUCAGACUUGCUUAACUUAGAGGAACGGAAGAUAAUCUUCUGUUGACAGAAGGCACCAAGAUCCAACAGACACUCCCUGCUGGAUGGAUGGAAGGGAGGUGAUUUUUGCUGAUUGCCCCUUGCCACUGGGCUGCUUUGGAGGGUCUCCCAGUUCUCCCUGGCAGAUCUGUAGGGGGCACAGAGUGCUGAAGCCAGACAGGAGGGGGGAAAUCAGUAAAAAUCACCUUCCUCCCUUCUCUUUUGUGCAAGGAGAAUUCUGCUGAGUACAAGUGUAGAUCUAGCAACCCAUUGCAAAAGAAAUCGAACGCAGUCACUGAAGUACUAGCCCAGGGCACAUCAAAAGCUCAGUUACAAGUUAAAACAAGCAAGCAAAAACCCAGACAACCCACAUUUCCUUUUUCUACACUUUCCAUUUUGAAGUGCAAUAUUGAAAAUAAGCAUUCCAAGUCUGCAUCUGCAUCUCGGAUAGCUUGUAGAUAUUUUAAUUGUUUUAUCAUUUGAAUGCUUGCCGCACAGGCUCCUUUGGAAGGAAGGAUAGGAUAGGAUAUAAAUUAAAUAAUAAUAAUAAAUGAAGCCAAACUCUCAUGGAAAACCUAUGUUCUGAAUCAUGUUCCACUGGAUUAAAUCUCCAGCAAUAAAUUGGAUAUGUUCAAGGACACUGUGGCCAAUUUCUUGCCAUCUUCAUCUGUCAGCCUAUCUAUUUCCCACUGUUCUAAGUAAUAACUAUCCUCUGUUUCUGCUCAGUGCCUUGCUGCUAGCCUGGAAUUGAAAACUUCAUUACCAAGGCAGGCUAUUUUCAGGCAAUUCUUCUGGUUGCUGCUUUUAUACAACCCAAUGCACAUUUUCUCAGCAUAUUUUUGCCUAGGCAUUAAGGUUUAAUUAGAGUAUAUGAAUUGACAUAAUAGAAUGAUAGGAAAUUUAGUCACUUAUUUAAAAGCAUUUGUAAACCACUUAAUAUUUUAAAUGUAUCUAAGUAGUGUAAUACACACACACACACACACAUAUGUAUCAUUAAAACAAAAAUACAACCUAAAGCCAAGUUUUUAAGAGUAAUAAGCAUAUAAAAACAAAUAAAUUCAACAUAUCAAACAAGCUCAAAUAUUUUGAGUUAGUGAAAGCCUGGGGGAAAAGAUAAUUUUUUACAAGAUGUCUGAAGCAACAUGAUGGUUGCUGCUUCAUGUAAACGUAAAGGGUAAAGGGACCCCGCGGACGACUCUGGGGUUGCGGUGCUCAUCUCGCUUUACUGGCUGAGGGAGCUUCCGGGUCAUGUGGCCAGCAUGACUAAGCUGCUUCUGGCGAACCGGAGCAGCGCACGGAAACGCCAUUUACCUUCCCGCUGGAGCGGUAUCUAUUUAUCUACUUGCACUUUUGCAUGCUUUUGAACUGCUAGGUUGGCAGGAGCAUGGACUGAGCAACAGGAGCUCACCCCGUCGCAGGGAUUCAAACCGCCGACCUUCUGAUUGGCAAGCCCUAGGCUCUGUGGUUUAGACCACAGCACUACCCGCGUCCCACAAAGCAAAUGUAGCUAUGACAUUACUGAUAGUAACUCCAGCAUACCCUUUCUUGGAAGCAUUUUACACAGUACAAACCUAGGCUUGCUCACUCAAAACAGGGAGCCACAACCAGUCUCAGGUAAUUCCACCUUUAUAAUGCAUAGGUUUUCCAAUGUUUAUUUGCUCUGCAACAAGCAGCUGGUAGAGACUGCUGCAUCAUAUAUUUGUUGAACAUCUAUAUCCCAGUGAGGAAUGAAAUCUCUUGCUAGGUGGCAGGAGCCUCUGUUCAUGUCAGUGGAAAAGAGGGGCAGAGCAAUGGGGCGGAGAGGGGUCAGCAAAGGGCACUAUGUCACAGUGUACAUUAUGGCUUACACCAUGCCCUGACCACUUGAGAUGGACCGGGGUUCUAGUGUCAUGGGCUGACCUCACUUCACUUCCACUUUACAUUUCUUAAGUGUACACAGAUAAAAUUGAACAACCUGACCCUAUGUACAGUUUCUACUAUGCUCCUAGGCCUUACAGGUGAGAUAGGACGGCACCCUUACGUAUAAAUCUAAAAAUAUAUAUCAUGUGGCCCAUAGUAUUUUCUUUCAUUACAUUUUUGUCCACUCUUCUUACAAGGUGCUCGGCUCCCUGCAAUUUUAUCUUUACAACUGGUCUGUGAAGAAGGUUAACCUGAUGAGCAAAGACUUGAGCCUAAGUCUUCUCAAUAGAACUCCAGUUCUUUAACCACCACACCACUUGGGCCAACAAGUUGAGACUUGAGUCAGACAAUCAGAGACUCUGAUCGUCGAUGGACCAUCUAGGAUUGGGAGCACAGCCUGUUCUGGAUGAGGUUGUACUCCCUCUGAAGGAGCAGGUCUGAGGCUUGGAAGUAUGCCUGGUGCCAGCAUUGCUCCCUGAUGUUCCAGUGGCUGCUGGAGUCAGGAGUGUUUUUGCAUCAUUUGUCUCCCUUCUCAUAGGAAAGAGAGAUUGGCUGCAGAAGCACAUGCCUACUAUGCAUAGCUGUUAACCUUCCCUUUUUUUUUUUUGCGGGAAAUUCCCUUAUUCCAGCGCCGUUUCCCGCUGCUAUCCCGGAUUGUUAGAUAUCCCGUAGACUGUCCCCGGGACAGGUGAGGCUGCUGAUCCCUUAUUUUCGAGGCUGCUGAUCCCUUAUUUUCAAAUCUGAAAGUUGACAGCUAUGCCACUAUGCACCUUGACUUCUGGAUAAGCUUCAUUUGCUGCCUCACCUUUCUCUAGCCCCAAAGCCAUUGCGAAUCACAUGACUGGAAAACUCUGUGAUGGAUAUGCUAACCUUUUUGCUGAAUUGUCUUGAGAAUGGGCCUUUGCUUCUGCCUCCAUUUCAAAAUGGUUCCUAUGUUUAAUCAGAGACUGUAAUCAGAGUUGAGAUAGCAGGGAGGAAAGUUUAUAUGAAGUCUACCAAGGGUGAUAAUGGUUGCCCCUUUUUCUAUUCCAUCUAAUCUCUUCACUUUUGCAAGUUGCAUGUGGCUGGGGGCAACAGAAUUACCAACCUGAUUUCCAGCAUCAUGUUCUCCACAGGGAAAGUACAGGAAGUGCAAGACCUCCCCAAGGCAUUAUUUCAUUUGCAGAGCAAAUGCAGCUCAUUAAAACUGAUGUGCUGCUGGCGAGGCCAUUGGCGAUACUGAACUCUCAGCACACACCUUUGAAAUGGAAUAAGUGAGGAAAAGAACCUAUUCUGAUUAAAGGAAACAGUUUAAAUGUCUUACCUGGUUAAAUUGCGGUUUUAUAAAUUCCAAGAACCAUAAGCUAAUUUUUAAUGGAUGUUCAGCAAGAUCAAAAACAAAAGCAUCAGUUUCAAGGCAGUAUUUUGCAUCCACAAAAUGCCUCCAGGAAUGAUUCCUCUUGAGUGUAUGCACAUUAAAUUAUGUCUGAAAUGAGGCACCUUAUCAGGGGUUUCAAAAUGAUCACGAUUUCCCUCUAGAAUCAGGUCCCACAAAGUAUGAAAGCAGAAGUAAAGUGGGCUGCUACAUCCAGUUGUUAAUAAAACCCAGACAGGCAGAUGGCAAAAGGCAAGGCACCCACAGAGGACCUUCAUUAUGUAGUUUGCAUCACAUACUGAAGCCACAUCUCAUUACCCUGACCUUAGACACUUAAGAUAUAGAUAUUUUAGGACCCACUCUGUAAUUCUGAUGCCUGGGACCAGAUGUAAUCAGAUCAGCUUACGUAGCACCUUCAGGUAGCAAAGGCUGCUGUAGAGAAGAACUGUGUUCUACGAGUUCCAUUCAAGUGGUCUAUAUGGAAAGGUUAAUCUGUAUUUGAAUGACGAAACUGACUUAUUCCCCCCACCCACCCAAAGAAUGGAGAUUAAGGUCAGCAGCACUGGAUUUUCCAAGCAAGCUAACAAGACCCUGGCAUAAGGCCUAUGAUUUACAUAAUAUGGUGCUGGUGUGGUCUAUUUCUUCUCCACUACAAACUUUUCAGUUUAAGGAUCCUUUUCAGCAUCUUUCCCUUAGGGCUUUUGGUUUUCGUAAUACAACACUUUUUUUUUUUAAUGAUAAUGCUGGUGCUGAAGAAAAUAAAAAGUCCAGGUGGUCUGCCAAGACCUCCAGAAAUUUUCAUGUGGUGGUCUACCAAAAGAUAAAAUAAGUUUGAGAACUACUACUGUAGAAUUAUUCUAUAUUCCAUGACCCUAGGGUACGUAAUCACAUUACAAUUGAUGUCACUGAUCCAACAUCUCCAAGUGGACUUCAUGGCUGAAUGGAGAUUUGAACCCUGAUCUCCCAGAUCCAGCACUCUAAGCACUACACCACAGUGACUCUCUUACACAGCACUUUGACUCAUCUUGUGUCUAGCAAAAGGAAAAAAAGGGGGGAUAGGACUUAAACAGAUCAUAAACUGCUACGAUUAUAUAUUCAGUUUCUCCCUCAUAAUCCUCAUCGGUAUCUAGCAAGAUGCCAGCAGGACACCUUGUAUGUACAUUGUACAUUCUGUUCUUGGGCAAUCUAAAUAGUGACCUGUGAUUCACUCUGAUCUUCUGGUAGAUCCUGACCUGCUAGUUGGUAAUCCCUGGAUUUAAACCAAAAAAGCAUUAUGUAAAAUUGCCUUUAGAUUCAUUGAUAGCUUGGUUGAUCUACAACCAAUAUGGAAUUAUUGCAUUUAGAUAACUCAGUUGUACUAAGUUUACAUAGGACUAAGUUGACAUUGACUAAGCUUAGGCAAUGUCCAGCAUAUUAAAAAAUGUUAUGGUAUCAAUACAGGCAUCACUUACUGAGGGCUCGAUCACUCAGUGUCCCAAUUUACGUAAGAAGGAAUGGUUUAUUGGUACAACCUUGACUGAAGAAAGAUGUAGGUAUAUUUUGUAUAUUAUUUAUUUAAAAGAUGUCUAGUCCACCUUUCAGCAGGACUCUGAGUGGUUUAUAACAAGAAGAUGAAAUGCAAAGUAAAAUAUAAUAUAAUGACAAGUUAAGAAAGAAAAGUAGAUGAAAAUAAUACAUGAAAAUGCUUGGGAGACUCAAAAGUAUUUGCCUGGUACUGAAAUUAAAACAGUGUUGGUGCCAGGUAGAUCUCUCUAGGGAGGGAAUUUCACAUACUGAACAUUCUCUCACUGAUCACCACCCACCAUAACCUCUGUUCCUGGGCAGGUUGGUGUAGGAUCAAGCAUUCCUUCCAGGAAGUGGAUAAUAAGCUGUACAGCCAGGUUUGAGGAAUUUUUGACCUGCCAAAUAUUGAAGAUCUGCAACUCCCAUCUGCCCUAGCAAGCAUUGCCAGUGGCCAUGGAUUACGGAAAAUGUAGCUCAACAACAGCUGGAGAAUCAAUGGUUCCCCACUCCUGCGGCAUAAAAUGGAUGAACAGAUUUUUCAAGUAAGUUUCUUACUGUAUCUGAGAUUAUACUGUAAAUUCUACAGUAUUGGUGUAGAAAACAUAGAAGAAGUAUUGCUUAAAGUAUCGGGUACAGUAUAGAGGGUGUGGAAGAAGGGAGGUUGAAUUGUACAAAAAUCACACACCUUCCCAUUCAUCUUUGAACCGCCUCUUUUGAAUAAUUUAAAACAAUUUGCUUCCUGUCGUUUUAUAUAUUUUAAAAAAUAAAAUAAGUUUUAAAAAGUGACUUCAACAAUCAAUAAUUAUGUACCAGCUUUGAAUGAUAACUGAUGGCAUUUUUGUUAUCCGGCACACAUUUUACUGUUAAUAUUCUUUAUUGAAUUUCAAUUGAGUACUGAUAUUACACAGAGGCUGGUUUUUAUGUCCAGCACAUUUUAUCUAAAGUAGAGAUGUGGCUGAAAGGGCUGCAUAUUGAUUUAUAGCACUGGCGUUUUACAUAUUGCAACGCUUUCGAGUAUAAAGGACUUUUAAAAAUUCUGCAGGGAAGAAUUUAUGGGACUUUGCAACAGAAAGGUUGCAAAUAUAUACAACUGUUACCUUGCAUUCUUUAGGGACAUUUUCCUCCCGCCUUUAGUCGUCCAUCCCCAAGAUCUUUCAGAAACGUUCAUUCUUCUUCUCGGAAACUUGGCUAAUGCGUAGUUGAAAUCGUUGUGCGCCAAGCGCCGAGCAGGGAGCAAUUACUUCCUGAAUGAAAGCGCAGCGUGGCGCUUAAUGAGACAACGAGGAUCCUGCGAGGUGCUGAUUGGCUCUUCUUCCGAGGGGAAGUUUGUUACAAAUAAAGAUGCUUCUCGAGUUCGGGAGAGUCAGACAAAGGCCGGGCAGCAACGCGGCUGCCUCGUGGGCUUGGACUGAAGAUGCAGAAAUUGUGUCAGAGAAAGCCCAGCCUGUCUCGGCCGCUGAAAAUGAAACGGCACGCGCCUCCCUUCCCCUUGAUCUUCGUUAUCUACUGCGUUUGCACCGCACGAUUCACCUCAGGUAGGAGCCGCGUUCCCCACAAUGUGUAUUAUUUUAGAUACUUAAGACUUUUUAUACAGCGUCCUUCAUUAUGUCUAUGGAUGAACGAUCUGGAAAGUUUACAGCAGAACUGGGGGGAAAUGGAAGAAAUGCUUCGCAGGUUUCCUGUCCGUCUAACGAGAGGUUUCUUGGUUGUAAGCCAAGCUUACUUCUAAGAGGAAACUUGCCCAGGAAUCUUGCGCAUGAGGGAGUCAGAAGCUACUGCUGUAGCAAGUAAACAAAAAAAAAAGGGCUUCCUUUAACUUUUACUAAUCUGGCUCAGUCUUUAAGAAAUGAGCAAUAGCUUCCCCAUGCGCACAACUCCACGACGGUUUUUGCGUGAAGUGGAAGAAUCCUCUCCUGUGGAGGGAAGAGCAUUUGGGAAGCUUUCCUGAUCUAGUAGUAAUCUAAGAGUAAAAAGGCUUCGAGCUUUUGCCACAGUGGAUUAGGGUUUCCACCGGGGUCUUUCUCUCUCCUGAAAGAGGAGGAAAGUUGUAAAUGAAAGAGCGGCCAAUCACUUAAAUAGGAGAAGCAGAAGUAGAGCCUCUAAAAUUUCUCUCUAGAUAAAGCUCUACGUGGUCAAGAGAGUUUGUUAAUAGUACAGUUAAAAGGAUCCGGAGACGGUUCAGAAGCUCCAGCACCUGCGAUGCUCUCCAAGGUGCUGAAACGAGGAUGACCGUCUCGUCUCUUUAUAAAACGUGUUGUAUUUAGCACAAAGCCUGAGAAAACGUAGGUAUCGGGACACAGAUUUAAUUUAAAUUGUUUUAAAUCAUUUAAAACAAAACUUAAGCGUGUGUGAAUUGUGAGAAGGGUGGUAAUAAAUAGAUGUUAAGUUGGUGUGUGUGUGUCUGUUUUCUCUGUGAGGAAACUAUGUCCAGUUUCAUCGUCAUCUAUUUAUGCCAUUCUGAUCUACGGACUAUUAAAAAAAAAAACUAAUCAAAAGAGGCUAAUUAUCACUGUACUGUAUAAUAAGUUUUUAAAAAUGUGCACAUACACACUCAAAGAGUCAACCGAAGACAGUAGUACAAUUCUCUUAAGUGCCUUCUGUUGGACUUGCCCUGUCUUUCUUUAGAUCCUUACGCAAUUAAGUCCCGUUAAUUAAGACCCAUGCUGUAGUGUAUCUAAUGCUUUCUUACUGUUUCUCUUUAACAGGAUUUCCACAGCCCUUUGAUGACUAUCUAGGCGAAUCAGACAUUCCUAAAAGCAAGGUAUGCAAACUUUUUAAUAAAUUUCCAUGCCUGUGCUUGGAACACCUAUCCCAAAAGUGUGUGAGAUCCCAUGGGAACAGUGAAUUCUACCACUAUUAUAGAGGGAAGACAGCCUGGUAUAUGCCUGAUGCAUGUAACAAGAACAAUUGGUUGCUGCAUCCCCAUGUUCACUGCAGGAACAAAAUCUGUUGAUCUAGUGUAUAUAUAAGCUAAAGAAAAUCUUCAAAAAUGUUGCCAAUAUAAUAAACUUUCCGAUUUCUCUACCCCACUCCCUCCACUUCUGAUUUAGAGACUAGCAUGGUGUUUCUGUCAGUAGAUGGAACUGUCUGAACAACCCCAUGUAAAAAUAAGUUGUAAUAAAUUUUCAGUAGCAUAGAUUAGGGAUUUUCGAAGUUUCUAUCUCCGGGGCAGACAUGAAAGGGUUUGAGGCCCGCCAGUCACAAAAUGGAGGUGUUGUGAGCAGUGGAUGGAAGCAGAGUUUGACAUAAACAUGACUGACAUAAUUUUAUUCUGAUACCUAAUCACUCUUUGCCACAGCAAUUUCUUUAUGGUGGCAGGGAGUUUCAUAGUUCACCAUUACUCAAACUAAAUAAAGACUCUGGAGUGUGAUCCUGUCAGCACAUUGUGUCUCUGCUCAAACAUUCGCACUGGCCACUGAUUCGUUACCAGGCCAAAUUCAAGGUGUUUUUAUUAGUGUAUAAAAGCCUCAUUAGCUUGGAACCAGUUUACUUGAAGAAAACCACCUUAUCGUUUAUGGGCUCACUAGACCACCUUGAUCUGUUAGAAGUUGCACUUUUAAUGUUUUGUUUGACUCUUGUGGCAGCACUCUAAAUUAAAUAAAAAUUAAUUUUAUGGCCAAAAUCAGACAUAGUGGUUUUAUAUCAAAACAACUGCAAAAUAUGUAAUGCUUGACUAACUAUGUUUGAAAAUAAUUUAUAUUAGAAUUAUUUUUAAAUUUUAUGUUUGUAUAAUUACCUCUAUUUUUUAUUAUUUGCUUCAAACACAUCAAUAUUUAGUUUAAGCUCUUUUUGUCUUCUAGAUCUGCCGUUCUGUUAUGGAUCUUUGUAACUCCAUGUUUAAUGGCAUGCAGAUAGAUGAGGUAUGAUCCGAUUCUUUCUUUUCUCUGAAAACUCUGUCACAGUAUUUAUGUAGUUAAGUAAUCAUCAGUCCUCAUGUAAUCUGAUAUGCUUCUCCUCACUAGGAAAAUAAUCAGGAAAUAUAUAAAAGAGUAAGUAUUUACCUUUCUUUAUAAUAUACACAAUACCUGUUUUUCUUUAAAUAAUGCAACAUACUAAAAUAGCUCUUUCUAUGCAGUUUUUAUUUCACUACUCCAGAGCUCAAGAUCCAACAUAUCCACUUAAAACCGGGGUUAGUAUUUUAACAUAAGCAUAUUUUAUAUUUUAUACAUCACAACAUACAAAAUAGUAUAGAACAGUAUAUAAAAUCUUUCACGUGCCUUGAGUGUAUUUAUUAGCGAUGCAAGCCUAUGCAUGUCUGCUUGGAAUUAAGACCCAUUGAAACCAAUGGCGCUUAUUACAAAGGAAUUGUGCAUAGGAUUGCAACUCAAGUCCACAACUUAAGCCAGGCAAAUAAUGUCAAAUAAGAUUUAUCUCACAUCUGGACCAUACAUUUAAAGCACUCUCAUACCUCUUCAACAGUCCAGGCUUCCCCCAAAGAAUCAUGGGAACUGUAGCUGUGUGAGGGGUGUCCUAAUAACUCUCAGGACUCUUACAGUUCCCAGUAAUCUUUGAGGGAAGUCAUGAUGGUCAAAGUGGUAUAAGAGUGCUUUAAAUGUACAGUGAGGAAAUUGACAGGAUCUGAAAAAAUCUUGCAACCAGAUUCAUAAGCGCCCGGUAGGGUUUUAGACAGCCACCAACGGCACACACUCCCUUCAGUGUAACAUGGGAACCAUCUAUCAAAGGGGGAGGGGGAAUGAAAAUCCAUUAGCCUAAUACAACCCUCUCUUUCGAACAGUUAGUGAAUGACUUUACCCACAAAAAGCUUUAGCAAUGACUUUAUGAAAUAUAUAUUUUUUUUAUUUAGUAUAUCUCUGUAUGUAUACAUAUACAAUUAGUAAUGGUUAUUCACUUCAUUAAAACAAUGGCAAGAAGUGUGCCACAGUAUGGCCCAAUACAUGUUUGCCCUGAACAGACCCCACUUAGUUCUAUGGAGCUUUAUGCCUAGUGAGUGCGUUUAGGAUUACAGCAUAAGGGAUCUGCUCCUAAUUACCCAGCACCUCUGCACUGCUCUACAGUCCUGGCAAAGCCCCCAAGAGAUGUUUUUCUGGCUGCACCUGAAACUUCUUGAUAAACUUAUUUUGGGACUUCAUAUUUUGAAUGAGCCAGUUCCUUAUAAAGUCAUCUAUGUUGAGAUGAUGUUACAGGUAGAUUAGGAAUGUCACUCUGUCAGUGAACCAUAUAGCUGUCAUCUAGGCUUUACAGAUUUAUCUUUCUAAUUUUUGUCUUUGCAUAAAAUUGGUGUUCAUGAUAUCUCUUUGUUACAGUCUUUCCCUGUGCAUCCUUUAAUGAGCCUUGCUCCAAAGCUCUCGGAGAGGAGAAUGAAAAGAUUCCUUGAUCCUGUAUGCACUCGCUUCAUCCAUAGUAUUUUGUGACACAAACACUUCAUUUUGACUUUUUCCUUUUCUACUAAAAAGCCAUUGUACUGGUGGUGAAAUUGUGUGCAUUUGUCUACUCUCAUUUCCUUCUUAUCUCCCUUUCGUUUUCUUAAAACAUUCUAUCAUUCCCCCCCCCCGAAUUUCCUUAUUGUACCCCAUUUUUAAAGUUUAUUCAAAGUAAGUCACAACCAUCAUUGUCGAUGUGACUAUUCCUGUUAGUUAAUUCUUCUAGUGUUUGUGAACUGCUAGGCACAUACACUAUCCCUACCCAAAGGAUGGUCAAAAUCUCCAGUAUCACUCCUGUAUUGGUGCUGAAUGCUGAAGCAACUUUGCACAGGGCUUUUGCAUGCAGGAACAUACUGCACUGUAAUAUCCUUAACUGGUAGAAUAAUUCAUUCCCAUUGCAUUCAAUUGCAACGUUUUGUUGACUGACAUCUGUAGGAGACUGGGUGUAGCAGAUACAAAAAAACCCAACAACUCUGUAGCAAUGUAAACUACCAGCUGCAUCAUUUGACUAGUUUAACGUUCAGUGAAAAUGUAGAGAAUGGUACUAGGAACAAAUUUACAGAAUAAAUAAUAGCACUUUCAAAAAUCAGUACUAAGAUCUAACUUUCCAUUUGAGCUUUGGUGUUGUUCUCAAGAGCAUGAUCACGCCAUUUCCAUUUAAGAGACAGAAGCAUGCGCUAUACACGUUGCUUGGCCAAAGAAAAACCUCAGAUGAAUUCAAGGUGUUUAGCGUUCUCUUUCUAUUUCCAACAUUGCCUGUGGUUUUGUGUUUCGAAUGCUUUAGCCUAAUGUCAUGUACUGGAGCAGUCUGCUAGCUUCUGCUGAAAGGCAUCAACCUAUGGGCAUUAGGAGAUGAUGAAAUUAACAUGCACUAUCACCUUGCAGGAAUCUCAGCUUGCGGCCGAAGAAUUCUUGAAGAAGGUAGGCUUAAAAUGCUGGCAUUAUUGUGCAUAUGUGUUACAAACAGCUCCCAAUGCUCAGUUAGUUUGUUUUGCCACCCUGUGAGCUGUCUGGGUCAGCAUAUCAAAGAGACAGAAGGCAAGGAAUGGCAGGGGUGAUGCCAGCAACACAGUAAAUGUUUAAAUGCUCUGCCCUUUGCUUCUCCUACUUUGUGAGUGAGCACGGGGUAGACUCUUUAUACAUUCAAAGCAAACAUAGCUAUGAUGGUUCAUAAGAAAAAUGGGAAGGGGGGGGAUCACCCCAAACCAGGCAAAGAUUUGCUCAAUUUGGGGCAAUUUUGUCCUCCCUUAGCAGCCCUCGGAAUGCCAUGCCAAAUUGUUCAGGGGGCAUCUCUAACCUUCUUAAUAUGCUUAAUGGGGGUCACAGUGUCAUCUCUAUCUUCCUCUUCUCCUUGUUCCUAUUUCUCUGUUGGUGGUUGCUAUACUAAGGCUGCAGUCCUAACUUAUCCACUACCACCCAGCUGGUGGGGCUUUUUUGGAAUGGCAGGGCCACCAAUGCAUCUGAAGCCCUGCUGCUCAGAAAGUCUGUGGUGGAAGAAGGAGUGCCAACUUGAUUAAAUUAUUGGGGGGGGGCAAGUAAACCCUGUCCCACAUAAUCAACCACAUGUCGCGGUGCAGGGCACAAUUUGAAUGGCAACGCCCAUCAACUUUGGGGAGCCUGGCCCCCUCAACUGUUUUAUUGGGGGGGGAGGGACCUUGGCCUCCUAGGAGUUGGCUCCUAUGUGCGGAAAGCAGAGGAAAGGAUGAUGCGCCCAAAUCCAUGCUCCCGGCUAGUGCACCAACUGGACCUGACCCUGUCACACAACAGCAGUGAGAUCAGAGCUCAGGAUCCAAUGGAUCAUGGACCAGCCUCUUCCUUGCCCCAGAACACCUCGUUGUGGUGUUUUCCUGGCUACCACCCAUCCAGACAUUCAGCAGGUGGAAGCAGGAGGUUAGAGCCAAGGGAAUGAUUCUUGUGUCACUUCCCUUGGUAAUGGGUGGCAGGAGCCAGCUUAGUCAGGAGAGCUGGGUGGAGGGAUAAGUCUACUCAUUCCGACUGCCCUCCCCAGUCUAGUUUAAAUGGGGGGGGGAUUGGAUUGCUUUGACCAGCUGCCUUCCUAUGCAUAUUUACCGAGGAGUGAUCCCCAUUUUGAGUAGACAUGCAUAAGAUUGCACUUGAACCCCCUAUAUUGCUGGGAGGAAAGUUUUGGCUCUGCUGGCUGCAGGAUCUCAUUGGGCCCCACUACACUGCAGUAUUUCAGAACUCCUGACCUAUGUCAAAGUGCACAAUAGGUUUAGAAACAUUUUGCCAAGUCUGCUUUAUUUCUUUCCUUCUACAGGACAGCUUGGAUACCUUGGGCCGACCCUUUUUUCUCUUCAGGGUAUCUAAUUUUAUUUGUUCAUUAUCAGAAAAAUAAAAUUGAACCAUACAUAGUUUCCCCUCUUGGUAUAAAAAAAAUGAAAAUGAAAACAGCAUUUAUAAGGCCUGCCGCCCGAAACACACACCAUUAUAUCAGAGCUUUCCAAACUGUGUGUCGCAGCACGUUAGUGUGUCGGCUGCAGUGUGUAGGUGUGUUGUGCGAACGCUGUCCGCCUUCCUCCCGGGGAUGGAAAGGGGUUAGUUUAACCUUCAGUUUGCUAGUAAAACUGAAUUCUGUGUCAUGAAAUGAUGCACAUCUGAAAAGUGUGUCACCAACAUGAAAAGUUUGGAACGCUCUGCAUUAUGUGAUACUAGCAUGUGUUAAAAUCUACAGUUCACCCUACACUGUGGUCUCACUGUAGAUUGCAUUAGGCUUCCUUACCGCAAUACAAUAUAUUUAGUGGUGCUAUCAAGGCAGCAAUUGGGGCAGGAGUCCAGUGGCCCACUCAACAGAAUGAGCUGCAGCUGUCCCUCACUCCACAAAUCCAACAGGACUGGGGAAUAAUACGUAUUGACUAUAUACAGAGUCAUUCCCCAUUGUAAGAUCAUUCGGUCCAAAAUCUAAAAUUACUUAAGUGUAUCACUGCAUCUGUUUCUUAUCCUAAAUAUCUAGAGAAUUUAAAUAAUUAAAAAGCCAGAGGAGCUACACAAACAAAUACAUUAUUGUAAUUUUUAGAAUGUUUCAGUUGUUUUAGAAUGUUGUUGCUUCUGUGCAAGGACUUUCACUUGUACAGCAGGGCUUCUCUCCCUCUUCUCCCCUUACAUCCCCUCAAAUUGGCUUAUAAGGGUCUGAAGAACCCACAAAACAGCACACAGCAGGAGGAAAUUGUUCCGCCUGGAAAGCUGGAGUGCUUGCGCAAAUGGGACCUUCAUAAUAAUACAAAUGCUUAAUUCCACCCCAAAUAUCUGGCAAAGAAUUGCCCCCACCCACCCUUGCCAUGGCUUCAGUGCAACUUAUAUGCUGCUUAAAUGGAGGAGUGCAAGCAGUAGAGGGCAUCUGCUCACAGACCAGCAUAUAUGAAUGGGAGGCAUGGAACGAUAACCACAUGCCUGCAUGCUGACAAAACAUUAUGACAGCCAGUCGGAAUGCAGCGCAGUUGUUCUAGUCAGCAAAGUGAUGCUCUUUUGCAAACUCUCACCUUUGAAUGACCUUGAGCUGGAGAAGCACCUGGUGUGCCGACAAAGUCAACUCUGCACCUCUUAUUUUCUGCUGUUCACUUUGUGGCAAAGCUGGAGAUUAUGCUUCUCAAUGUUACACACUGCAGUGUGUUUAAUUUAUUUUUCUUUGCGUGUUAAAUUUUCAGCCAAGGAAUGGAAGGACAGUGGAUAAUGGAGGUGAAUAGGACAGUCAAAAGGUCGUGUAUUUAUUUAUUUAUUUACAACAUUCAUAUUUGUUUGUGGCGGUAAUGAUGAUAUCUCAAUGGGGUGCAUGUAUCCUCUCCUAUAAUAAUGAGCAUGGAAUGACAUGGACGUAGCUGGGGGGGGGGGAGAAUAUUUUUAUAAGCAUGUUGAUGUCAGUGAAACAGUUCACAUGUAUAGUACUACAGUGGUGCCCCGCAAGACGAAUGCCUCGCAAGACGGAAAAACCGCUAGACGAAAGGGUUUUCCGUUUUGAAGUUGCUUCGCAGGACGAAUUCCCCUAUGGGCUUGCUUCGCAAGACGAAAAUACCUUGCGAGUCGAGAUUUUUUUUUCGCUUUCCCCCCCCUUUAUCUAAUCUGCUAAGCCUUUAAUAGCCUUUAAUAGCCUUUUAGCAGCUAAUCCCCUAAGCCUUUAAGCCUUUAAUAGCCGCUAAACCGCUAAUAGCGCUAAUAGCGCUAAUCCGUCAAUGGGCUUGCUUCGCAAGACGAAAAAACCGCUAGACGAAGACUCUCGCGGAACGGAUUAAUUUCGUCUUGCGAGGCACCACUGUACUUCACAUGUUGUUGUUUAGUCGUGUCCGACUCUUCAUGACCCCAUGGACCAGAGCACGCCAGGCACUCCUGUCUUCCACUGCCUCCCGCAGUUUGGUCAAACUCAUGUUGGUAGCUUCGAGAAUACUGUCCAACCAUCUUGUCCUCUGUCGUCCCCUUCUCCUUGUGCCCUCCAUCUUUCCCAACAUCAGGGUCUUUUCCAGGGAGUCUUCUCUUCUCAUAAGGUGGCCAAAGUAUUGGAGCCUCAGCUUCACAAUCUGUCCUUCCAGUGAGCACUCAGGGCUGAUUUCCUUCAGAAUGGAGAGGUUUGAUCUUCUUGCAGUCCAUGGGACUCUCAAGAGUCUCCUCCAGCACCAUAAUUCAAAAGCAUCAAUUCUUCGGCGAUCAGCCUUCUUUAUGGUCCAGCUCUCACUUCCAUACAUCACUACUGGGAAAACCAUAGCUUUUAUUAUACGGACCUUUGUUGGCAAGGUGAUGUCUCUACUUUUUAAGAUGCUGUCUAGGUUUGUCAUUGCUUUUCUCCCAAGAAGCAGGCGUCUUUUAAUUUCAUGGCUGCUGUCACCAUCUGCAGUGAUCAUGGAGCCCAAGAAAGUAAAAUCUCUCACUGCCUCCAUUUCUUCCCCUUCUAUUUGCCAGGAGGUGAUGGGACCAGUUGCCAUGAUCUUCGUUUUUUUGAUGUUGAGCUUCAGACCAUAUUUUGCGCUCUCCUCUUUCACCCUCAUUAAAAGGUUCUUUAAUUCCUCCUCACUUUCUGCCAUCAAGGUUGUGUCAUCUGCAUAUCUGAGGUUGUUGAUAUUUCUUCCGGCAAUCUUAAUUCCGGCUAGGGAUUCAUCCAGCCCAGCCUUUCGCAUGAUGAAUUCUGCAUAUAAGUUAAAUAAGCAGGGAGACAAUAUACUACUUCACAUACUCAGGCAAAAUUGCUCCCCAAUACAUGGUCUGUGUCAUUGGCAUUAGCAGCGCCACUAGGGGCAGGUGAUGCUGGGUUUCAUCCCAUUCUUCAGUCAUGUGAUCACCAUCAUCAAAAGUUGACUGGAGCUGCACAUGGGUCUCGUGCUACGUGAUCUGGAACACCAUGUGCAGCUACAGCACACAGAUUUAUGCUCACAGCACCCCUGCAGAGCAGAUCUGUCAGGAGAGUGAGUCAGGAACAGGUUGGCAAUAGAUCAGCGAAGUUUAUUCUUUAUUCAAGGGAACAUGGUUGGCUCAGGAGACCAGGCCUAGUGAGCACAGCAACUCGUCCCAGUAGAUCUUGCCUCUAUGAGGCAGUUGUGGGGACUGAAGGUCCCCACCGCCCCACAGUUCCCUAAGUCUUCUCCUCCACCGGGUCAUUCCCAAGCCAUCUGAGACUAUAUCGCCACAGCUGUCUUUACUCCACUCUCUCCACGCUUCUUUUGGUUCUGGGAGACCAGGAGGAAGGGGAACUUGUCACAGCAGGAAGGGAAGACACCUUGGUUUCUUCACUAACCUUACUCAUCUCUUCCUCUUGGCCCUCUCUCAUCUCCAGUCUCUGCUUCUGUACUGUUCUCUACCACAGACUCCCCCUGCUCACUAAGCCCUGUUACUGUCUCAGCUUCCAACACUUUUCCCCAGUGUGCUCAUCUUACCACCACCAGUCCCCUAGCUCUGAUCCUUCUUCCCUUGGGGUUUCUCUAGUUGGUGCCUCCCACUAUUCCUCUGCAUCCAGCCAGUCCAUGACACCAUUUCACAAUCCAUUACCUUUUGCAUGAAUCAAGGCAUCUUUGUAGAAACAGAAUAGAACUUCUUGUGUCCAAAUGGCCGGGAAGAGUUGGGAUUAAAGGACUGUUUUUGCCAUGAAGGUGUUUGGACAAAUAGCUUUAUGUUUUUUAAAUGGUUCCAAUAUCUGAGAUUGCUAAUAAGAUCCCUGCUGUGUUUUAAAAUAAUUUGGUGUUACUGCCAACAAGCAGUUUCCAUGUAGGAAGAAGAAAGGAGCUCUAGCUUUUAGAAGUAGACUCAUUAUGCCAUAUACUGCUAUGUAUGCCAACUUCCUCAUAAGGAGUGCACUGACUGGAACUUCUAUGCAUCUGUGCUCUGCCUAGCAAUGUGAUGCAUCUCCUGUUUGUUGUGUUUCUUGGUCAUCGGCAGAAAAUUACAAUCUUUUCUCUACCAAAAAGCUUCUUGCUAACUACAUGUUUUAGCCUUUUUGAAUCCAAGUGAAUAUUUUUUAUUUUAACUACCAGCCAGUUCAGCUGAAGUACUGGAAAUCAUAGCUGCUACAUACAGAUCAUAUUAUUUUGUAGUACUGGUAGGCUUAAAGCUUUCAGAAUUGACACAACUGCCCUAAAGAUGAAGGGUCCAAUCCAGUAGAAUCAUAGAAUUGUAGAGUUGGAAGGGACCACAAGUGUCAUCUAGUCCCAAGACCCUGCAAUCUUUUGCCCAACAUGGGGCUAAAACCCACGGCCCUGAGAUUAAGAGUCCUGCUCUCCCAACUGAGCUAUCCUAUUACCAAGCCUUUCUGGAUCAGACCAAAAGCUUGACUAGUCCAGCAUUCUCUAUUCACAGUGGCCAACCAGGUGUCCAUGGCAUGCCUGCAAGAAGGCUGGACUGCAACAGUGUUCUUGCAACUUGCAUUGUCCAGCAACUGGUAUCUAGAGGCAUACUGCAGUAGUUAUGUGCAGCCUUCUUGCAAGAGCAUCUUUGCAUAGAGGACAUCAUCUCCAUUAGGGGACGGAGAGGGAAGGCUUCAACAGUUGAUUGGCGAAUGCCUUAAGUAUUUAGAUUCCUUCAAAGACUAACUAUUUUUCUUUCAGACUUUUCUUUCAGACUUCAAGGAAAGAGAAAACCCAAGGGUCACUUGACUUCCUCGCUCUACCACUUUAAACUCUGAAAAUAAACGUUUGGACUACUAGUCCGCUGUUCAGAGACAUGCUCUUGAAGCCUGUGAAGUUACAUGUAAUAAAUUUGCAGCCAUAAAUUAUACCUGUAUGGUUUCUCUGUGUGUUCAUGCCCUCCCUUUAUACUCCCAAUCCCCAUAUGUACCCAGCUGAAUAUUCAUUUAGGUUUGCCAUGUCCUCAUUUAGCAGAAACCCAAAUGUGUUCUUUGUUAAAAAGAAAUAAUUAUGAUUCAGUGAAUAGUUACUCAGAUGUGUCUGCUUUAUUUGUGGCUAAGUCAUGAUAAAGGGACAAGUUGUUGGGAUGUGAAUAGCUGCUUGGGGAGG
Podarcis lilfordi (Lilford's wall lizard) is the source of this 21706-nucleotide messenger RNA. The record is from the annotation of a GenBank genome assembly. Lineage: Eukaryota; Metazoa; Chordata; Lepidosauria; Squamata; Lacertidae.